Protopolystoma xenopodis is the source of this 658-nucleotide messenger RNA. Lineage: Eukaryota; Metazoa; Platyhelminthes; Monogenea; Polystomatidea; Polystomatidae. The record is from the annotation of a GenBank genome assembly.
GUCAUCAACAAAAUUAGACCAUAAAGUCCUUAGAAUGAAGGUAUUUACGGAUGUAAUUGACCGAUUUCCUCGUGCCAAAUAUCCCAGAAGAAGGAUCCUCGAUGUCUGCGAAGGCCAUGAGUUUCUGCUGCGCGCAGAUGCAUUCCUGCGGACUAAUCUUCGAAAAGGCUCACCUAUAUUCGUACAACUGGCAUGGCUAUAUGAACAUCCAGAAAAAGUCAAUAUUUUGGAAUCCCUGUAUUUUCAAUAUAAAGCAAACUUAGAUAAACAUGAUAGUCUUGGGCCUGUCGCUCAGAUUGAUGGCGAUGCAACGACAAUUAAUGACAAAGAACCCCCUUCGACUGGCCUCUGGCUAUCUUACCUUAUUGCACAACACCAUAAUCACCUUGGACGCUCUCUUGCGGCAAUUCAAAUUGUGAAAGAAGAAUUAGAAAAAACGCCAACUCUCAUAGACUUUUAUGUACUACUAGCCACUAUAUUCAAAGAUGCUGGUGAUAUAAUAUCUGCCAGCAGGUUAAUGGAGGAAGCUCAGUCCUUAGAUACCGCAGACAGAUAUAUCAACGCAUUGUGUACUAAAUAUAUGGUUCAAGCUGGUCGACUUAAGGAAGCAGAAGAGAUGGCAGCGAAAUUUACCCGUCCUUCUUCCAUUAUAUCAUAA